Ceratosolen solmsi marchali is the source of this 1889-nucleotide messenger RNA. RefSeq names its product probable methylmalonate-semialdehyde dehydrogenase [acylating], mitochondrial. Gene Ontology annotation, molecular function: methylmalonate-semialdehyde dehydrogenase (acylating, NAD+) activity. Gene Ontology annotation, cellular component: mitochondrion. The transcript has 8 exons. The coding region runs from base 162 to 1727 and encodes 521 amino acids. Gene Ontology annotation, biological process: thymine catabolic process; L-valine catabolic process. Lineage: Eukaryota; Metazoa; Arthropoda; Insecta; Hymenoptera; Agaonidae. The record is from RefSeq and is a predicted model, not a curated record.
GUACGAGCCGUCGAGAAAACAUGCGUUUGUUGUCGGUAUCAAUCGGUGAGUCGUCGACAAGGUUAACUCCAGUCUCCAGUUCCCGAUCAGUCGUUCGCUCGGACGACUCAUCUUUGACGUGCCUCCUCCAGCAGUUCAUCGCCUCCUAGCAGAUCGUCACAAUGGCGCAACUGAUAAAUAUCGCAGCGAGAUGCGAGAAAAUAGGAUUAACAAGGUCAUACAGUUCGUCGGUUCCGAUUGUCAAAAUGUUCAUCGAUGGACAAUUUGUUGAUUCGAAAAGUACGGAGUACACGGAGGUGCAUGAUCCAGCAACUAAUAAGCUGAUAUGCUGUACACCAAAGAGCACAUUAACUGAAAUGGAGGAUGCUGUGACUAGUGCUAAGAAAGCCUUCAGUACCUGGCGGCAUAGUAGUGUCUUAACGAGACAGACGCUCAUGCUCAGGUACCAGGGACUUAUACGCGAACAUUCGAAAGAUCUUGCGGCUAACCUGGUGCAAGAGAAUGGAAAGACGAUGGCUGACGCUGAAGGAGACGUAUUGCGAGGCCUACAAAUUAUCGAUAUGUGUGCUGGUAUUCCAAAUUUUUUACUGGGUGAGUCUAUGAAUAAUAUUGCCACGGACAUGGAUACGAUUUCCUACAAAGUACCACUUGGUGUGACGGGUUCCAUCUGUCCCUUCAAUUUUCCCGCAAUGGUUCCACUCUGGACAUUUCCCAUCAGUAUAGCAUGCGGGAACGCCACUAUUGUCAAGCCCUCGGAAAGGGUGCCCGGUGCUUCGAUGAUACUCGCUGACCUCUUCAGCAAAGCUGGCGCACCACCAGGUCUUCUUAACGUCAUCCACGGUCAACGCGAGGCCGUUAACUUCAUCUGUGAUCAUCCGGAUAUCAAAGCUGUAUCUUUCGUUGGUUCAGAUCAAGCUGGAAAAUAUAUAUACGAGAGAAGUAGCGCACGUGGAAAGCGCGUUCAAUGCAAUAAUGGAGCAAAGAACCAUUGUAUAGUUAUGCCCGACGCAAACAAGAACAAAAGUAUUUCGCAGAUUGUCGGUGCAGCGUUUGGUGCUGCCGGUCAGCGAUGCAUGGCAUUAUCAGUCGCCGUUUUCGUCGGCAACUCCAAGCAUUGGAUUACCGAUAUUGUAGAAGCUGCUAAACGUCUCAAUGUCAACGCUGGUCAUGUGCCGAGUGCUGAUUUCGGACCCGUUAUAUCUCCGCAAUCAAAAAGUCGAAUUUUAGAAUUGGUCGAGUCUGGUGUAAAUGAUGGUGCUGGACUACCGCUCGAUGGUCGCGCAAUCAAAGUUCCUGGUUACGAGAAUGGAAAUUUCGUCGGACCUACUGUUAUCACGCGAGUCCAGCCUCAUAUGAGAUGUUAUAAGGAAGAAAUAUUUGGACCUGUUUUAUUAUGCAUGGAAGCUGGCUCGUUAGACGAAGCUAUACAAUUAAUAAAUAAUAAUCCAUAUGGAAAUGGAACGGCCAUUUUUACAACAAAUGGAGCUACUGCAAGACGUUUUACCGAACUCAUUGAAGCUGGGCAAAUAGGCAUUAAUGUUCCCAUUCCAGUUCCAUUACCAAUGUUUAGCUUCACUGGAAAUAAAAAAUCCUUUUUCGGCGAUAACAACUUUUAUGGCAAAUCCGGAAUUAAUUUCCAUACACAAACAAAAACCAUUACGCAACUGUGGCGUGCCGGAGAUGCUACUGAUAUUUCAACUGCAACAACUAUGCCAACCAUGCAGUAAAUGUGUACUGCUGCAUUGACAAUUGGAAAGUGAAACUUCCUAUUUAUUUGAAACUUUCGCUACAAUCAACAUGAAAUAAUUUAAACAAAAAAUUUUCUACCUCAUUUGAAGAGAUAAUUAACAAUGCUGGCAUUAUUAAUGUACAAAAUUAAAGUUAUUAAA